This is a messenger RNA of Diaporthe amygdali, 8172 nucleotides long. RefSeq lists its product as uncharacterized. The coding region runs from base 1 to 8172 and encodes 2723 amino acids. The record is from RefSeq and is a predicted model, not a curated record. Gene Ontology annotation, biological process: fatty acid biosynthetic process; secondary metabolite biosynthetic process. The transcript has 14 exons. Gene Ontology annotation, molecular function: fatty acid synthase activity; oxidoreductase activity; phosphopantetheine binding. Lineage: Eukaryota; Fungi; Ascomycota; Sordariomycetes; Diaporthales; Diaporthaceae.
AUGCUGACCGCACAGCUAGCGAGAAUCCGAGAAGCUCUCGACGAUCAUGACUUUGUGUUCAUCGACGGCACUAUAGACACAGUACCCGCUGAAGGAGCUCCCACUGUUACCGAUGAAUUCUACGGGUACUUUGAGAAAGAGGUGAACGUGAACAACAGCCAAGAGCUGGUGGUCAACAUGAUACAAUUUGUUGAGACUAAUGGCCCGUUUGAUGCUGUUAUGGGUUUCUCUGAGGGAGGGAUCAUUGCGGCUAUGCUUCUGAUUGAAGACUCUAGACAGUCUUUCGCUGGAUUCAAAUGUGGCAUCUUCUUCAGUGCCGCCCCUCCUCUGGAUCCAGAUGUGGUCCGCGGUGGGAUCCUUCGGUGCGUCGAUCCGGACAACGACGGGGUUCUGAUUCAAGUGCCAACAGCCCACAUCGUGCGCUGGAAGAGAACAAUUAUGGGCUCCAACGCUGAGGCAUCACUUCCCGAGGCAGGGCUCGGUUUCCAAGCAGUCGAUGACAUCGCCAUUGUUGGGUACUCUUUUAAGCUGCCCCGGGGUAUAGAUGAUGAUUUCAAGUUUUGGGAAGUUCUUCAGGACCGUCGAAACCUUUCCACAGAAUGGCCCACAUCCCGUAUCAACAUCGAUUCGUUCCUGAAUGGCAAGAGCCAUACCUUCAAUGGCUGCCGUGGCCACUUCAUCGACGAAGAUGUGGCUGGCUUUGACGCUCCUUUCUUCUCUGUCACCUCAAAAGAGGCCAAGUCCAUGGACCCAAUGCAGCGAUGGACACUCGAGGCAUCUUAUAGGGCUUUUGAGAAAGCGGGAAUUCCAGUUGAGAGUCUGAAAGGCUCCCGUACUGCAGUAUUCUCUGCCUCUAUGCUGGAAGACUACAUGAGAAUGUCAGCCAUGGACCCUGACAAUGCAGAAAGGACGGCAGUCACCGGUUGUACGGUUGCGUGUGUAAUACCGAAUCGUAUCAGCUGGUAUUUUGAUUUGCAAGGCCCUAGCAUACACUGCAACACGGCGUGCUCAAGCAGUCUGUCAGCUGUUGAUAUGGCUUGCAAAAGUAUCAAGUCAGGAGACGCGACCUGUAAGUUUCUGUCUCCCGAUGGUUUGUGUUACAGCUUCGAUCACCGUGCGAACGGCUACGCAAGAGGAGAGGGCAUCAUCGCGCUUGUGCUCAAGCCUGUAACUUCCGCUGUCCAGGAUGGUGACAUGAUCAGAGCAGUCAUCAGGUCGAUCGGCUCGAAUCAGGAUGGACGCAGCCCAGUGUUGACCCAACCAAGCCCCCAAGCACAGGAGGAUCUGAUACGAACCGGUACGCCAGUGGGUGAUCCGAUUGAGAUGAAGGCCAUAGGCCGAGUCUUCCGGAAGGCUCGGUCAGCCGAGAGGCCCCUUUAUGUUGGAUCCGUUAAAGCAAACAUUGGUCACCUAGAAGGAGCUAGUGCUCUGGCCAGUAUAAUUAAGUCCAUUUUAAUCCUAGAAAAGGGCGUGAUUCCGCCAAAUGCACUUUUUGAAAAAAUAAACCCUGAUAUUGAUGUUGACUUCUAUCAUACCGAGGUCCCAACUGAGUGUGUCGUCUGGCCGGCGUCUGGGCUGCGCCGCGUGUCUGUCAAUUCAUUCGGCUUUGGGGGCUCCAAUACGCACGUCGUCCUUGACGACGCGUAUCACUACCUGCGGGAACGCCGUCUUCCAGGACAUCACUGUACCUCUCCCACCCCUGGAGCCUCGGGUGCCAAGGCCAUAGCCAAUGGCAAUGGCACAAUUUCUACUGACACUGUGGUUAAUGGCAAUGGAACGGCCCACCCCCUCAACGGGUCGUCAGGAGGUCAAAUUGUAAAUAGUACAAAUGGCUUUACGAAGAAAAAGCUUUUGAACGGACAGGGAGCGGCACGGGCGAUCAGUAACCUACCCAAAAUGAUCGUUUGGACUGCCGCUGAUGAGAACGCCGUCAAGCGAACGGUGGGCGUAUAUCAAAAUUACUACCAGGACCGAGUGUCAGGGCACCCCGAGAAGCUUGACCGACUGGCUCAGACCCUUGCUUCUCGCCGGAGCCAGAUGCUGUGGCGGACAUUUGCCCUUGUCGCAGAUGGACUGGAAAUCCAGGGAGACAAAACUCUCUCCCCCGCCAAACCAGUUCGAAGCUCAACAGAGGCUGGUUUAGCCUUCGUCUUCACUGGACAAGGUGCUCAAUAUGCUGGUAUGGGUUUCGACCUCAUCGAAUACCCUGUCUUUGCUGAAGCUUUACAACGUAUCGAUAAUAUAUAUGCUACUUUAGGAUGCACAUGGUCCAUAUUUGAUGAAUUGCGUCGUAGCGAAAACAUCAACAAGCCUGAAUAUGCACAGCCAUUAUCCACGGCCAUACAGUUAGCCCUGAUCAAGCUUUUGAAGAGCUUUGGGGUUAAUCCUAAAGCCGUGAUAGGACACUCUUCGGGAGAAAUUGCUGCGGCAUACGCCACUGGCGCGCUGUCUUUAAUUUCCGCCUGCAAAGUCUCAUAUCACCGAGGGCGACUUGCUGGAAAGCUUAGAAGCGCAAACUCCGCCUCUCCGGGUGCCAUGAUAUCCAUCAAUCUCGCAGAAGGUCAAGUUUCCGCUUUCUUAGAAAGUGUGGAGGCCACAGAUGUCUGCGUAGCUUGCAUUAACAGCCCAUUGAACUGUACCCUGUCCGGCCCUGAAGCAUCCAUCGACACAGUCAAGGCUCAAGCCGACAAGAUUGGCAAUUUUGCACAAAAGCUCAAGACUGGUGUAGCAUACCAUUCGCCGUCGAUGCUGGCCAUAGCCGACGAGUAUUUGUCAUUUAUGGGAAAUCUCGAGGGUGCCGGAAUGCAGGACGCGAAGACGAAGGCUGCGAUCCCAAUGGUGUCGUCUGUCACUGGGAAGACAAUCCGCCCGGCAGAGCUGGCCAAGGGCCAGUACUGGGUAGACAACAUGGUAUCUCCAGUGCGCUUCGCUGAUGCGGUCCAGGUCGUGACGCAGGAGUCAGCCAAGCUCAAAGUUGGUCUAGGUACCAUCACCGACCUUGUCGAGAUUGGCCCGCACCCAGCUCUGCGGCGACCUAUUUCAGACACUAUCAGCCAGGAGGGCAACCGCAAGAAGCAAAUACGAUAUGCGAGUGUGCUUCACCGGUCACAACCCCCCAUCCAGACCACGCUCGAGCUUGUGGGUCAGUUGUUCUGCUACGGACAUAGUGUAUCGGUCUCGGCGGUCAACCAGCACCCAGCGGAGGAAAAGCCUGCGUUUCUGGUUGACUGUCCCGAAUAUCCAUUUGAUCACUGCAACAAGUAUUGGGCAGAAUCACGAAUCUCCCGCGACUACAGGCUUCGAGGUACAGUGAGAGGAGAGACGCUGGGUGUCCGCGUCUCGGACUGGAAUGAGCUCGAGCCUCGGUGGAGGAACUUCUUGAGCAUCGACUCCAUUCCAUUCCUUGGCCACCAUAUGAUCAGUGACACCGUCGUCUACCCGGCUGCAGGAACAGUCAUCAUGGCAAUUGAGGCUGUCCAGCAAAUGGUGCCAGCCGAUCGCGUCGUCGCAGGCUACUUUGUGAAAGAAGCGACAUUCAUCAGUCCCAUUAUCAUACACGGGGGUUGGGAAGACCGCACAGAGACGUCACUCACCUUGCGGCCGGUAGGUCAGCAGAGUGAGGAAUCGACCCAGUUCGAGACAGUUAUAUUUUCGUAUCGUAACGGCCAAUGGACGGAAUGUUCUCGCGCUACGAUCAAGGUCGACUUUGCUGGGUCGGAGGCAGCGGGUGACAUUCAGGAUGAGAGACGACUGGCAGAGGACGAAGUGCGAAGAUGUCAUGAGUUGGUGACAAAGUGUUGUGACAAGCCUGUGGACUCAAACGUUCAUUACAGCCACGCUUCUGAGCAGGGACUGCAGUACGGUGAUUGGUUCUCUAUCCUGCAGGACGUCCGUUGGGACAAUAAGCUGAACGCGGUGGGACGCGUCGACGUAUCCAAGGGGAGGUACCAGACCAGCAGCUUGGUACAUCCUGCCGUCCUUGACACAGCUUUCCACAUCCUACGGGUGAGCGCCGGCUCCCAGCCUGCAGCCAACGUGCCCGUUCGCCUGGAGAAUGCCUGGUUUGCAUCGUCUGGGUGGCAGCAUCCGCAGACGAAUUUUGUGCAAUGGCUGGCUACUUCUCACUUAGCUACGAGUGGAGAAGUGGGCCGCGGCGAGCAGGGAAAGCUACAUGCUCUGUCGGACGAUGGCAAAAUCCUGUGUACUAUCCAGAAGGCUGUGACGGCUGCCGUCACCACGGGCGGUCAAGAAAAAGAGAAGAAGCUGCUGUAUGGUGUUGAGUGGAAGCCACAGCUGAGCCUGCUCGAGCCCAAGCAGCUCUCAGCGGCCUGUCGUGCGGACUCUUACACAAGAGAUGAGUCUGUCGUCCUGGCGAACCAUGCCAAGAUGUGCUCUGCGUUGGACCUUGCAGCUGCCCGUACACUCAAGGACGUUAACCACGCCAAAGUUCCCGAGGGCUUGAUCAAGCACGUUGAGUGGAUGCAACACCAUGUCAGCACCAACAUGUCGGCUGAGGCACGGCAAGAAGCAGAGACGCUCAGUGAGGCUGAAGUUGCGGCUCGACUUUCUGAAGUCGACAACGUGCUGCCAGCAUGGAAGCUCUACACCGAGUGUGCGAGGAAACUCCCAGAGAUGCUGGCCGGUGACCUUGACCCGCUCCAAGUCGUCUUUGGCUCGGAUCUCGCAAGUAUCUUCUACGAGGACCUGUUUCUCAAUUUGUGCUCUGAUGGGCGGCUCGGCAGCCUGCUGGAUCUGGCCUCGCACGAAAACCCCGGGCUAAGGUUUUUGGAGGUCGGUGCAGGUACCGGUGGUAUGACGGGCCACAUCAUUAAGGCUCUCCAAGAGCGCGAGGCUCGUACAGGAUCACCCAGCUUCUCUGAGUAUACCUACACAGAUAUCUCGCCUGCCUUUUUCGAGCGUGCUAAGGGUCGCUGGCCUGACCUGCAGGACCGCAUGACUUUCAAGACGCUCGACCUGGACCGUUCUAUCGGCAGUCAAGGCUUUGAGACCGGCUCGUAUGAUUACAUCGUCGCCGCUAGUGUGCUACAUGCUACGCCGCAUUUGGAGGAGAACAUCCGGAGUAUAAGCAAGGCGCUGAAGCCAGGUGGCCGCCUCAUUUUGCUCGAGGUGAUCAACCCUGAUGAUAUUGCUACUAACUUUAUGGCUGGCCUUGUUCCGGGCUGGUGGGUGGCUCGCGAAGAAUGGCGACCUCAUUCUGCCGCUAUCCCUGAGGGUUUGUGGGAUAAGUGUCUGCGAAAAAAUGGCUUCUCUGGAAAUGAUGUUGUAAUUCGAGAUUACAAAAAUGAUAAGUGCCACAUCAUGAGCAUCAUUGUGUCCACGGCUGCAGGACAGCCUUCAGACACACAAGGAAAGCCGGCGAAAUCCGGCAAGGUCGUUUUCGUUGUCGAUAAUCAAGAGCAAGGACAACAACAAGAGUUGGUGGACUCGAUUUGCAGCGAGUUUGACCUCGGAGAAGAGCAGCAAGCGACCUUUUGCUCCUUCACCCUAGAUGGUUUGGAGAAGACGCUCGUUCAUUUAUCCGAACACAACACUGUUGUUUGUCUCGCAGAGUCCAACAAGCCUCUUCUAGCCAAUAUGACCGAAGAGAAGCUCAAGAGUCUCCAAUACCUUAUCAAGAAUACGCAGAAUCUCCUCUGGGUCACAACCACGAAUACUGAGGAUCCACAGUACCCCGACUACAGCAUCAUGCAGGGCUUCUUCCGCUCCAUCCGUGCUGAGCAACCCGAGAGCCAUAUUGUAACGCUCGCCAUCGAGGGGGAUCCCGACUCUGCAACUUGCGUGAGCUUUAUCCAAAAGGUUUUCCAGAGUGCCUUCGGCCGACAGCGCUCGGAAGAGCUGGAGUAUGUUGUCAAUGACGGGCUCCUCACCACUGGGCGGGCUAUUGAAGACGUUCCCGGGAAUGCAUCGCUGCGGUCACUGCUAUCCCGGCAAUUGCAGCGCAAGCCAUGGCCUGAAGGGCUGGCUCUGCAGCUGUCUGUUGGCACUUUGAGCAGCCUUGAUACCUUACGAUUCGUACAGGAUGCUUCCCAUGAGGCUGAACUCGGCCCUCUUGAAGUCGAGAUCGAUGCCAAAGCCUGGGGUCUUGUUCCUCAAGACGUGCAGAUCGCAAUGGGACGUCGAGAUCGUGAGGAUGGCUUAAUGGGUAGCGAUUGCGCGGGCGUCGUUACGAGUAUUGGAAAUGACUGUGAUGCAUCAAUAAAGCCGGGCGACCGUGUCUGGAUGAUGGCAGCAGGCUGUACCCGGCAGUUUCCUCGCGCCGAUAUUAUAAGCGUUUUCAGAAUCCCAGACACCUUGACGUUUGAGGCUAUGACAUCUAUCUGCAUCCCAGCAAUGACGGCCUACCAAGCUCUCGUCGAGAUCGGCAGGCUAGAGGAAGGUGAUAGGGUCCUGAUUCACUCUGCUGCUGAUAUUCUUGGGCAAGCAGCAGUCCAGCUCGCGACCACCCAGGGCGCGGAGAUUUAUGCUACAGCCUCAACUCCGGAAAAGAGACGAUUCCUGAAAGAAAGGCUCAGCAUUCCGAGUGAUCACAUCUUCUCCAGCGAAACGAUCUCGUUCGCUCAAGGCGUGAUGCGUGCCACGGGAGGAGAGGGGGUCGAAGUCGUCUACAACUCACUAACUGGAGACGAUGCGCUGCGGGCAUCGUGUGAGUGCACAGCCCGUAACGGACGAUUCGUCCAGAUCGACCGCGCCAAUUUCAACGCCAAUGCAACCUUGCCGAUGGCGGUUUUGGCUAGGAAUGUCUCGUUUUCAGCUGUUGAUGUAAUGGAGUUGAGCCCAAAGGUUGCUACCAGAUUAUUCAAGAAGACUGUACAGUUAUUGGAGGAAGGAACGAUCCAGCUACUCCAGCCCCUCAACGUCUUUGGUGCAUCUGAGAUUAAGGAGGCUUUCAAGCAAUUGCAGAGUGGUGACAGCUUAGGACGUGUUAUCGUUACUCCAAAACCCGAGGAUGUUGUUCCGCAAUUUGUCCAGGAGCGUCGAUCAUGGAUGUUUGACGAGAAUGCAUCGUAUCUAAUCGCCGGAGGAUCUGGUGGUCUGGGCCGAGCAAUUUUGAAUUGGAUGGCUGAUCGAGGAGCAAAGCAUCUUAUUGUGCCUUCUCGAUCAGGCGCCUCGUCUCAGGCCGCCGCCGACAUGGUCGCCCAACUGCAAGCACGCGGUGUCAACGUCGUUGCACCCAAGUGUGACGUAUCUGAUGCAGCAAGCCUCGGCAGCCUUCUGGACGAGUGCUCCAAGACUCUGCCACCGAUCAAGGGCUGCAUCAAUGGAGCUAUGGUACUCCAAGAUGCGAUCAUGGCGAACAUGGCGUUUGCCCAAUGGGACCUCACAAUGAAGUCCAAGGUACGGACAUCGUGGAACCUGCACCGACUUCUUCCGCAGGACAUGGAUUUCUUCAUCCUCCUCGCAUCCCUCGCUGGCGUAGCCGGACAGAUGGCCUCCGCCAACUACGCAGGCGGCUGCACAUUCCAGGAUGCACUGGCGCGCUACCGUAUUGCCCAGGGCCAACGAGCUAUCUCAUUAGAUAUCGGAUGGAUGCGCAACGUAGGCAUCAUCGCCGAGAACUCGGGCUACCAGCGCCAGCGGCAGUCGCUGAAUGACAUGAACCCGAUCGACGACACCGAGCUGCUCGCCGUCCUGGCCCUGGUCUGCGACCCGGAGAACCCGCUUCCGAUGCCGAAGUCACCCCGGGCGCCGGGUCAGGUCCUGUUCGGCCUGCGCACGCCCGUCGAGAACAUGCUCCAAGGCCUCGGUUCGCCGGCGGUGCUGGACCAGCCGCUGUUUGCGGGCUUCUCGUACAUCCCUGGCGGAGGCUCGCAUGGAGCAGCAGCAGGCCAGUCGUCGUCGGCGGCAGCGGACCAGGGCGCGGGGGCGCUGUUCCGACAGGCGGGCGACUCGGGGGAGAGGGUGCAGAUCGUGCUGCAGGCGAUGUCUGCGAAGCUGGCGAGGGCCAUGUCUAUCCCGCCCGAGGACGUGGAGCCGGGCAAGCCGCUCUCGGCCUACGGCGUGGACUCGCUCAUGGCUGUGGAGCUGAGGAACUGGAUCGGGCGGGAAUUCGGUGCCGCGGUGGCGGUGUUUGAUAUUAUGGGCGGUGUGCCCAUUGCUAGUGUUGCUGACCUGGUCACUGCGAGGAGUGGAGUGGUGGAUAGGAAGAGCUAG